CCAAACUUAAAAUCAGUAUCAAACGGGUCUGAUUCCUGCAGCACUGCAAAGUGCAAACCGCUUCCGCUUUCGACUCCACACAACUCUCACUCCCGGAAUUCCAUCUUGCUUAGAUGAAUCCGUCGAACAGCAGAAGCAACGGUGGCGCAGAAGAAGAUUCCAAUCACGAAAACGGUGAAACCUUCGUUCAAAUUUAUGGCCCACAGGGUAGAGCAGAAGUCGUUUUCAAGCAGCCAGAAGCAAACUCUACAUUGAAUUUGCAAGAAGUGCAAGGCCUUGCCACCUGGGUGCUUGCUGAAGGUUUCAUGCCAUCAUGGGUUUUUAUCAAAAACAAGCCUUUGAUUCCUAAAGUAGUUAUGCUGUAUGUGCCUGGGCUUGAUGCAGCGCUCUACUUGUCGCGAUCUAAAAAUCUCAAAAGUUUUAAACAAUGUUGUGGCAUUCCAAGAGCUGUUCUAGCUCUCAGCUGUGUAUCAGAUGGGACACAAACUAUAGAUGCACUUCUGACCUACAAAAUGAAAAGAAAAAGGGAUGAUGCUGAACAUGUCUCAAAAAUGGUUGCUGAAACAUCUAAACAAGGGUGUAUCGCUUCAACCUCAGAGGUUUCAUCUUUUCACGACCUUAAGAAAAACAUACCAUUUCCUGUGACUUAUUAUACCCUUACUGCUAAGGAAUUGGAAGAUAACUUAUACUGUUAUGAUAAGCCAGAGUAUCGCUCAACACUUCCUGCUUCUUCAGGAACCCCUCCAUAUGAGAUUUUAGCACUUGAUUGUGAAAUGUGUAUUACAAAAGAAGGAUUUGAGCUCACUAGAGUCACACUGGUAGAUUUUAAAGGGCAGGUUGUAUUAGAUAAACUGGUUAAGCCACUAAAUGAGAUUACUGAUUAUAAUACAAGGUACAGUGGAAUUACUCCUGAGAUGAUGAAUGGGGUGAUGACUACUCUUAAAGAUAUUCAGGAGGAUUUUCUACAACUGGUCAAUAAAGAGACUGUUCUGAUUGGGCAUUCCUUAGAGAAUGAUUUGUCAGCUCUAAAGAUAAUUCACAAUUUGGUAAUUGACACUGCCGUAUUGUACAAACACCCGAAAGGAAGAUCAUACAAAACUGCACUUCGUGUUCUGAGCAGGAAGUUUCUUGGGAGGGAGAUCCAAGAUUCUGUAAAUGGGCAUGAUAGCGUUGAAGAUGCAAGAGCUGCAAUGGAACUGGCCCUGCUUAAGAUUCAAAACGGACCUGAUUUUGGUUCACCGCGAUCAACUUUUAUGCGGAAGAAACUCCUCACAGUUUUGAGUGACUCUGGAAAAACCUCUUCCAUAAUUGACAGUAUAUCCGUAGUGAAGAAGUACGCUUCUGAGUCAUCCCAUUCAAUUGCAGUGUCGUCUGAUGAUGAAGCUCUUUCAAAAGCCAAUAAAGAGGUGAGAAAUCGUAAGGUGCAUUUUAUAUGGACCCAGUUUUCCGAAUUGGAUUCCUACUUCAAGAAAGAAUCAGAUGAUGCAGAGAAGCUGAAUAGGAAAUUAGCUCAGAUGAUAUCACUGCUAACGUGUGAGAUCAGGAAGGCUUCAAACAAAAAAGGCAUCAAAUAUGACAUCACACCUGAAUUGGAGACCAUUCUGAACCGCAUGGAUACCAGGGUUAAAAACCUCUAUGCCAAUCUACCUCAAAAUGCCAUGCUUAUUAUUUGCACUGGUCAUGGAAACACUGCAAUUGUUCAACGAGUCAGGAAGAUGUUGGGUCAAACUGAAACAGCAAUGUGCAGGGAGAAACUUGUCAAAGUACUGGAAGAGCUGCAGGCCCAAGCUGAGGUGGGGUUAUGCUUUGUGGGUGUCAAACAUUAAUACUUGCACUAAUGAUGAUGAUGAUGAUGAUCCAUUCGUCCCCUCCUACACACAUUGUACAUUUUGGUAUGAGCACCGAGAGAGGAAUUGCAGAGCUGUUGGUUCCUUCUGAAUUGCUUGAGGAGGGCCCGACUUCUUCAUUGAUGGUGGUGAGGGGAGAGACUUCUGCUUCCAGUUCAUGUUGGAGAUUUCUGUGUGUAACUUGUGAGGAUUCCACUCUCGACCUUUUGGAUUGGACUUCUUGGCAGCUUGAUCGUAGUCUCUUAGUCGUUUUAGUUUUGAUCUUGUUGAGGGCUGUUCGGAGAAGCUCGUUGGAGGGGACUUCUAUUCCUGCUUGUAUUUCUGGGGCUCCCACUUUUGAGGUUUGGAAGAGGAUUUUCCUCCAAUUUGAUGGUUCCUUAAUGGCUCCCAGAAUCCCCUUCUUCUUCAGAAGCUCCCCAAUUAGAAAUCCAUAUCCUACAUUCCUACACAUGGGAAGGUAUGGUCUUCUCUUCUCUCUUCAUGUGAUUUGUUGACAUAUUCCUGGAGUUGAUUGUAAACAUACCUUGACCAAUUGUGUGGGGACCCUGAGAUUAUAUGGCAGCCAGUGGAACUGCCCUUUUUGCGUUUAUCUC
This is a messenger RNA of Cuscuta europaea, 2440 nucleotides long. The record is from the annotation of a GenBank genome assembly. NCBI's taxonomy places the organism in Eukaryota, Viridiplantae, Streptophyta, Magnoliopsida, Solanales, Convolvulaceae.